AUCCUCCAACUGUCACUAUAUUAAACAGAACUGAUGUAAUUUUAAUUGAAGGAGAUGCACACAUAAGUGUGUGUGUGGUAGAUUCAAAUCCCGUGGUGGAAGGAAAAUGGGUACAGCCAGAUGGUUCUCUUUCCCUUGGACCAACUCUGGAAAUUAAUAACAUAACACGAACUGACAGUGGUACAUACACGUGUUUUGCGGAAACUGUAUUUUGGGAUGGAUCAACUGCGUCAGACAGUGAUUCUAUGCAUAUUGAGUACAGUGUAAAUGAGGUUACUGAUGAUUACAAAUACUUACUUCUCAAAGAGUUGGACUUACUUAAAUCAAUCUCAUCCCAUGCACACAUUGUGACGUUAAUUGGAUGUUGUACACAGACGUGUGUUCAUCGAGACUUGGCUGCUCGCAAUGUACUACUAAAUGAAAAGCUUGUAUGUAAACUAUCUGGAUUUGAAUUGGCAACUACUGUUCUUGAUCAACGAGAAUUCGAGAAAAGAACGCAGGGACGCUUACCUGUACGCUGGAUGGUGCCAGAGUCUAUAUUAUAUGGCAUUUAUUCCACUAAGAGUGAUGUGUGGUCAUAUGGUGUCGUUUUGUUGGAAAUUGCAACACUGGGUGAUGUACCAUAUACCGAUAUGUCAACACAGGAAGUUAUCGAGUUUGUGCUGGAAGGAUAUCGCAUGAAAAGACCAGAUAAAUGUCGCCUAGACAUAUAUUCCAAAAUGGAGGAUUGUUGGGUUGAAAAUCCAGAAAGAAGACCAUCUUUUCAACAGUUGACAGAGUAUUUCCAAGCCAUGGAUGAUGAUAGGGUGUCGGUUAUUCCACAUGUAUACGAACAGCUGAGGAUAUAA
Messenger RNA from Saccoglossus kowalevskii, 848 nucleotides. RefSeq names its product fibroblast growth factor receptor 3-like. Lineage: Eukaryota; Metazoa; Hemichordata; Enteropneusta; Harrimaniidae. The record is from RefSeq and is a predicted model, not a curated record.